UCAAUGCCCGAGUCCGCAGCUCUGCGCUGAUUUCGUGGCGCUUUUUUCUAAACUUUUUUUUUCUUUAAGACAUUUGAAACCAAACCAUGGGUUUCGAGUUGGAGCGCUUCAGCGGCGCCGUGGACCCGGACCUGAAGUGCAACCUCUGCCACAAAGUUCUGGAGGAGCCUCUGACAACGCCGUGCGGCCACGUCUUCUGCGCGUCGUGCGUGUUGCCGUGGGUGGCGCAGCAGCGCAGCUGUCCGGCGCAGUGCCGGCGACGCGUGUCGGCCCAGGAGCUGCACCACGUGCCGCCGCUCAAGAGUCUCGUGCUCAAGCUGGACAUCCGCUGCGAGCAUCACGCGCGGGGCUGCCGUCAAGUCGUCAAGCUCCAGCAGCUCGCCGAGCACGCGGAGACGUGUGAUUUCGCCCCGGCGCGCUGCCGCAACGAGGGCUGCGGCCAGGUGCUCAACCUCAAGGACGUGCACUUGCAUAUGCGCGACGCCUGCGAGUACCGUCCAGCCGGCGUCUGCGAGCAGGGCUGCGGGCUCGCUCUCACGCACCGAGAGCGCUAUCUGGACGGCCACUGCUGCGUGCGCUCGCUCAAGGCGCACAGCGGCGCGCUGCGGGCCAAAGUCACCACCCUGGAGAAGGAGUGUAAAAAGCAGGCGAUACGCGCGAGCAAGCGGGAGAAGUCACUGCUGGCGCAACUUUCUGCCGUGCACAGCGAGCUGCAGAUCACCGCGAUGCGCUACCAGAAAAAGUUCACCGAGUACAGCGCGCGCAUCGACUCGCUCACCAAAAGCUUUGCGCCGCCAGUUAAGGGUGGAGAGAGCAAAAGUGUUACUGUUGUGCUUCACAGAGAGUCUGGAACGUUGGGCUUUAACAUUGUUGGAGGGAGACCAUGUGUGGAUAAUGAAGAUGGAACAUCAAAUGAAGGUAUCUUUGUAUCAAAGAUUGUGGAGCAUGGACCAGUGGAUAAAGAAGGAGGGCUUCAGAUCCAUGAUCGAAUAAUAGAGGUGAAUGGCAAAGACCUUUCCAGCGCUACUCAUGAGCAGGCAGUAGAGGCCUUCCGCACAGCCAAAGAGCCCAUCAUGGUGCAGGUGUUGCGCAGGACACCGAGGCCCAAACCUGCAGGACCUGAAGGGGACGCACAGCUGCUGGACAUCAGUACGCAGACAGACAUCACCUUCCAGCAUAUUAUGGCCCUUAGCAAACUGCCUGCCUCGGCGUCUCCUGUACUGGAUCAGUACGUUCUACCUGAAGGACACUCUCCCGGGCAUGAGUAUUUCGACCCAAAUGAUUACCUAGAGACCAUGCAACAAGAUAUGGAAAGAGAGGAACUGGAGUAUGAGGAAGUGGAUUUGUACAGGACGAACAUCCAGGACAAGCUGGGCUUGACUGUGUGCUAUCGGACCGAUGACGAGGAUGAAACUGGGAUAUACGUCAGUGAGAUUGAUCCAAACAGCAUUGCUGCAAGAGAUGGACGAAUCAGGGAAGGGGACAGAAUUAUCCAGAUCAAUGGUAUAGAGGUGCAGAAUAGGGAGGAGGCGGUGGCUCUGCUAACGAGUGAAGAGAACCAGAACGUAUGUCUGCUGGUGGCUCGGCCAGAGAUACAACUUGAUGAUGGGUGGAUGGAAGAUGACAGAAAUGAUUUCCUGGAUGAUCUGCACAUGGACAUGCUCGAGCAGCAGCAUCAUCAGGCCAUGCAAUUCACUGCCAGCAUGCUCCAGCAGAAGAAGACUGUGGAUGAUGGAGGCAUGAUGGACACAGGAACACUGCUCUCGCAGCAGCAUGAGAAGGACAGUGGUGUGGGACGCACGGACGAAAGCACCCGCAAUGAUGAGAGCUCGGAGCAGGAGAACCUCUGCGAUGACCAGACUAGCGCUUAUACAACUCUGGGCAGUCGCAGGCGUCUGGCAUACAGUCAGGACACACUGGGAAGCAGUGACCUUCCCUUUAGCAACGAGUCCUUCAUGUCAGCUGACUACACCGAUGCAGACUUCCUGGGAGACUUCCCAGCUGAUGAGUGUGAGCACUUCAGGGAGCUUUUGGAGCUCAAAUGCCAGGGGAGAAGUGGGGUGGGCUUGGGCAUAAGUUGGCCGAGUUUUGGCUUAGACGGAGGACAAGGAUUCAGCAGUGCAGGAGAUGAUGUAGUGGACAAGGAGCUGGAGCUUCUUAACGCAGAGCUGCGUAACAUCGAACUAGAAUGCCUGAGCAUUGUGCGGGCGCACCGCACACAGCAAUUGCGUGAACAACCCUGGAUGUUGCACAACAGCGGGUUCCGCAACUACAACACAAGCGUGGAUGCACGGCGCCAUGAGCUGACCGAUAUCAGCGAGCUGCCCGAGAAGUCAGACAAGGACAGCUCAAGUGCUUAUAAUACAGGGGAGAGCUGCCGUAGCACACCACUUACCCUUGAGCUCUCACCAGACAACUCUUUACGCCGAGCCAACGAAGGGCUUGCAGAAGCCAGUGCAGGGGGUACUGUGACUGGCCCCAACACCAGAGUCUUAAGGCCUCUACUAUCACCUGUCCAAGAGGCUUCUGGCUCAAGCAGGAGCCACGCUGCUUCUCCCAAAGAGCCUGAUACUAACCACCAUUCCGAAUCCAAAGAACGCAAGCCGAGUCGCCUCAGCCAUCCCCACUCACCCUACAAACACGCCCACAUCCCAGCACAUGCUCAGCAUUAUCAAAGCUACAUGCACCUGAUUCAGCAAAAGUCAGCUGUGGAGUACGCACAGAGCCAGAUGAGUCUUGCCAGCAUUUGUCGGGAUCCGGUAUCUGUCGAGCCCAAAGCAGAGUGGAAGGUGAAGAUCCGCAGCGACGGUACUCGGUACAUCACCAAAAGGCCAGCACGUGACCGCCUGUUGAAGGAGCGCGCCCUGCGCAUUCGAGAGGAACGUAGUGGCGGUAUGACCACGGACGAUGAUGCAGCCAGUGAGCUCAAGAUGGGCCGCUAUUGGAGCAAGGAGGAACGUAAGCAACAUGCCGUACGUGCCAAGGAACAGCGUCAACGACGCGAGUUCAUGAAGCAGAGCCGCACAGAUUGGCUGAAGGAGCAGAGCGGAAGUGGCGCUGAUGACAAAAAGGAGGUAAACAUCAUUGAACUGAGUCACAAAAAAAUGAUGAAGAAGCGCAACAAGAAGAUCUUUGAUAACUGGAUGACCAUCCAGGAACUACUCACACAUGGUGCAAGGUCUCCAGACGGGACGCGAGUGUACAACUCGCUGCUGUCGGUGACCACAGUGUGAACUGGUGGCUCUAGCUUCUGUACAUAGGACACUACCGAUUGGGGUAGAGUAUCCUGCCUCGUUCAAUGCGGCAAUGUUUGUACUGUAAAUAAGGAAGUAGAAUCCAUGUUUGAAGGGGUUUCAUGAUGAGGAGUAAAGAGAAGGUACGAUGAGGGUUAGAGAGGAUGGACUAGACGGAGAAAAAAAUUACGCAAAUGGUUUUGCAUAAUACUUUCUACAUUGUGCUUGAUUUUGGAAUGAUUAUAAAGGAACUUUUUCUUAACAUUUGGGCCUUUCUAAAAGAUUUCUGAAAACAGUUUAAAGACCACUUGCCAUAAAACAACCACCAGCAACAGUUUUACAAGCAGUAUUUUACUUAUCGUACAUACAUUUUGCUUAUUUAAAGUAAUAUAACAUAUUUAGCUUCAUGACCGACACAAUACUUUGGGAGUACAUUGUUACAUUUUGUUUUCUCCAACAAAACUACAAACAACAUGUAUUAAAUAUUUUAAUGGUGCUGUUUAAAACUAUUGCAUUAUAAACCGUUUGUUGUAUUCUGUUACAGCUGUUAAAUAGGUUAAGAUAACUUAAAGUGCAUACCUCUGAAAGCAAGUUCUCCUUUUGUUAAUUUGAUAAAUGGAAAAUAAGUUUGCAUUGUAAAGGUACAUUCUGUGUUUUUUUUUUUUAAAUAUACUGAAGACCUAGUCACUGAUCUCAUGAAAUAAUCAUUUUUAAGUACAGUUCUGCAAAUGCACCUUUCAAUUUUUUUAUUUCUUUGGGUGCAUUAUCAUUGUGCAAAAAACUUUAAAAAGGAUUUAUACUAUAUGUACAUACCAUUAAGGAUGUAAACAGAUUGGUUUUAAACAAAUUCAUUGUCAGACUUUUCCCUUUACAACAUGCUUUAUGGUCAAAUAAAUAAAUAAAUGAAAUAAAA
This is a messenger RNA of Clarias gariepinus (North African catfish), 4146 nucleotides long. RefSeq names its product PDZ domain containing RING finger 3b (gene pdzrn3b). The coding region runs from base 87 to 3233 and encodes 1048 amino acids. The record is from RefSeq and is a predicted model, not a curated record. Gene Ontology annotation, biological process: protein ubiquitination; neuromuscular junction development. Gene Ontology annotation, molecular function: protein binding; ubiquitin protein ligase activity; zinc ion binding. NCBI's taxonomy places the organism in Eukaryota, Metazoa, Chordata, Actinopteri, Siluriformes, Clariidae. The transcript has 10 exons.